This is a messenger RNA of Cylindrotheca closterium, 1359 nucleotides long. NCBI's taxonomy places the organism in Eukaryota, Bacillariophyta, Bacillariophyceae, Bacillariales, Bacillariaceae. The record is from the annotation of a GenBank genome assembly.
AUGGUAGCAGACGGAUUCAGUCAGCACCGGAGUGUGAACUCUUUCACCGAUACGUUCUCAACCAAGAGUGGAGAUGACUAUGAUCACUUUUCACGGAUUACUGACAACAGCAGCAGUGCCAAGUCACCGGAGUCGUCACAAGCGGAAAACAAGCGAUUCGAGAAGGAUUUAAAGUCGAGGCAUCGAACUGCUUGCAAGGAAAUGGAUAAUGGAAAAUACAGAUUGGCGAUUCAAUCCUUUGAAGGUAUUCUGGCGGAUUUAUUGACUCGUUAUGAUAUGAACCAUGAACGGAUUGGAACGGCGCUUCACAAUAUUGCAGUGGCCAAUUUACGGGCGAACGAAUUGAGCGAUGCCAAGGAUGCUAUUGAGGAAGCUUUUCGAAUACGAAAGGCUGCCUUGGGUGCCAUGCAUCCAAAAGUCGGAGACUCGUUGGUGGAAUUUGGUAUUAUUCUCAUGGCACUGAAAGAGAAUGAUCGGGCAUUAAAAGUUUUUUUGGAGGCACUGGAAGUCCGGGAAGAGGGAAUGACCAAUGCCAAAGAGUGCCAAGAACGGCACAAGGCACAACUCUACAUGGCCAAGGUCUUGCACAAUCUGGGUUGCGUCUACACGGAGCUGGAUCAAUUAGAUGCCGCACAGGAAACUUACAACAAAGCACUGGAGCAUCAAAAGGCUGCCUUUGGAGAAUGGAAUGGAAACAACUUGAACAGCAAAAGCGACUCGACGAAACCGGGAUUCUUGACCAUGGCAUCGACCAUUUGCAAUUUGGCUUACAUUGAACUGGAGCGUGGCAAUCAUGAUAGAGCCAUUGCCUUUUUGAAUGACUCGUUGGAAAUUCAAAAAGUAUUGUUAGAGGCAGACAACAAACUAAUUCUGACGACCAUGCAAAACAUUGCCUACGUCUACUGCCUGCAGUCCAAAUACGCAAACGCCAAGAAUGUUUACAUGGAUGUCGCCAAACUCCAACAAGAAUCUUACGUAGCACAUGCCAAACGAGGAUGGAAUGCUUCCAUCAAGAGUUUGAUAUAUUGUCAACUCCGAGACUUUGAUUUUGAAUCUGCCUUUGACAACCUCCGCAAGUUGGAGGACGUUUUGAGUACGCAAGCUCAAAUUGAGAGUGCCCCAACGAGCCGCGAUUUGCAAACGACGCAUGAACUAAUGGGCGAAGUCAACUUUCAAUUGGCCCGUUUGCCUUCCAUCACGGAAUAUACCCAACGCUUGCUGGUGGGACAAGGAUGUGGACUUUGUGCCGAUGCGUGUCAACCCGGUGAAUUCCGCGAUGUGAUUGAUGCGGAAAGCUGGUUUCCGAAACGCCCAACAAAGGGAAGCAAAAUGACGGGACAUCGAAUGAGUUAUGCCUAA